AUGGCUGGCGCGGGUCGACGAGGCAGGCUUUUGCAACAGGAGGUCGCAGCGGUGGAUCGUCAAGUAUAUGACUUGGAGUUGCGCGAGCAGGAUUUGGAGGUGAAUGCAUUGUCAUUGAAGGCUGAGGAGACGGCAGAAGAGAGGCAAGUGGCAGAAGCCACAGAAGCCCUACUGCAAAGAGAGGAAAACCUCGCCAAGACCGAGGAGCUGUUGGAGGCUUGUGCUUGUUCAGCUCAAUUGGCACAGCGGCUUUCGCACGGUGAGGUGGAACGUCUGGCCGGAACUUUGACGCCUCGGCGACCACUGCUGCUGGUUGAGGCCUGGGCACAGGAGCAGUGGUUGGGGGAGCAAUGGCUGCCCUAUGCACAGGCGCGGCCGCAAGGCAGAUGGACGCUGCAACUGGAGCGCUUGGCUACGGGCCGUCCGGGCCGUCCGCCGGGCGCGAGCCUGGGCACGUGGCAGCUGCAUUUGAGUGGCGCUCGACUGGCGCGGGAACUCGAAACGUCGGGCUGCGAAGACUUUGUAUUUCAGUUGUCGCAUUUGUCUUCGAGAUGCGCAGGGAACAUGUCCGAGAUAUCAGCGGUUGCUGUCCAGGCUUGGAUUUGGGGUGGCCAUGCUUUUCUGGAUGAAAGGAGGCCGUUGCCAAAGGCAGCCGAUCAUGGGUGGCGGAAGGUCUUCCAGUCUGCGGAGGUACCCACUCAGACUGAGGACAAUGAGAUCAUAGUCCGAUUUACACGCGAGCAGUUUACCAUGCGCUUACUGCUGCAUCCACUGCAUCCUGUCCAUGAAGUGCCGGACAGCGAGGCAGGCGAUGCGUUGUUGGAAGAGCUCAAAGCAGCAACUUCACGCCACAGCGCGUUGCUGGAACAGCUGAAAGUCAUGAGACCUUUGGCUGCAGAAGCCACAGAGGAGGCAGCAAGACUGGUUGCAGCCGCUCGCAACCAGCAGCACCGUGAGUUUAUGUCGCUCAGCUCAGAAGCUUCUCUUCUGGCAGAGGAACUAGGUGAAAGUGGAAGUGGGGAAGGACAUCAAGAUAUGCUGGCGGAAAGUGCAGCACAUGAGAGACCUGAGCUGACGGAUGCGCAUGUGCGGUUGGACCAUGCCGAUGUGUUCUGUGAGUUUUCCGACAUUUUGGAGCACGACCAGGGCUAUGCCAAGAUUGAAGUUAAGAUGCGGAUUUGCGCAAAAUAUGGUCAACUGCGAUCUGCGGCUUUGAUGGCAACUGUGCCACUGGAGGACUACGCAUUCCCCUCUUCUGUCAUAUCCUGGUCCUUCAGAGGCAUUCCCCAAGCCUGGGAGCAUGGGGUUGAGCGAGAGCUCACUGUGGAACUCCGCCACGUUCCGGAGCUAACCGACUCAACGGGAACGGGCUCGAGCUCUGUAUUGAAGCUUCCCUGGAAACUGACCGCUGCCUACAGGCCUUGCCUGUGGCUCAGAGCCGAUGUGGAUGGAAGCAGCAGCAUUGAUGAAGAGCUGGUGUUGCCGGUGACAUUGGCUCACUUCAUGCGGCCUUUGCGCUGCGGACCACGGGCCCUUCAGGCGAGCUGGCAGGAGGCUUGCCGCAAAAGGCAUGACUUGUUCAUUCCCGAGUCAGCAGCAUUGAGAUGGUGUGGGAUGCGGCAGGUUGAAGCAGCAGCAUCCUGUGGAGUCUUUUGCCGCCAAGCGGAGCCCAGCCCUCCUCCACCUCGCUGCAGUAGUGGGGCAGCUGCCAUUCUUCUUGGCGCAUCACUUCCAAGCGGAGGUUGCUGCUUCUUGGCCAUCAGCGGUGGUGGGGGGGCUCCUGUGGCGCUUUCCAGCUUCUGCAGCAGCCAGGCACUGGCCAGAUUGGCGCUUCACGCGGCACAACAGCGAUUGAUUGGUCUUGAACGUUCCAGCCAAGGUGCUUCUAGAUGA
Messenger RNA from Effrenium voratum, 1893 nucleotides. The record is from the annotation of a GenBank genome assembly. Lineage: Eukaryota; Dinophyceae; Suessiales; Symbiodiniaceae.